Molecule: messenger RNA, 4960 nt
Organism: Hypoxylon fragiforme
Lineage: Eukaryota; Fungi; Ascomycota; Sordariomycetes; Xylariales; Hypoxylaceae
Exons: 2
Coding region: 92-4810 (1572 amino acids)
Source: RefSeq, a predicted model, not a curated record
CUACCUACUACAUUAGGUAGUUAUCUCUUCAUGCGGUCUCAAUUAUAGUCGAUAAGGGCCAGGCCUUGACCCGGCGAAUCACUUAUCCAAAAUGUUUGGCGGAUCGCGAAGGCAUCGGCCGCCAAAUCCCCCUCUGAAUUCCAGGACCGCGAACCCGAAUGCUGCAUCAGCUGCCGCAUCCGCCUUCAUGUCUGCCGCCAACCAAAAACCUACGAGGUCGCUCUCUUCAGCCGCAGCAGCAGCGGCGCUGCGAGCGCGUCCUCAUACGCCCACAAAUGUAGCGGAAGUUCAGACCAAACGAACGAUGCGUAGAAGUUCCUCAGUCUCCUCCGCUGGUAGCGCUUCUGCUGCUAGUGUCUCGCGUCCGACUGCGCAACUCGAACGAAGGUUGAGCUCAAGUAGCAUGGCGGAGCGCACCUUUCGUACUCCUUCACCUCAUCGAGCUUCUUCAAUACACGCGGCUGAAGAGCAUCCGCCGGUUCCUCAAAUACCUACAAGCCAUAAAAAGUCAGCUUCUCUCGGGGUAGGAAUGCAAAAUUUUCGAACUGCAUCACAGAAAUUGAAGACCGGAAGUCAUUCAUGGUACACCGAGCCAUCCGGCGAUCCGAGUAACGUGAGGACAUCGGAUGCGCCGAUGAGGACAGAGAAGCCUCAACUGCAAAAACCUCAGGGAAUUCCUGCUGUGCCUCAACGACCAGAUAGCAGAAGCUCAUCUAUGAACUUUUCUUAUCCAACCAGAUUCCAUGCCCAGUCACCACCAGCAUCCCCUAACUCGACCCAGGAGCCGCGAUUUUCCAGCCCGCCGACCCAAAUCCCCGCGUCGCCUCCCAGGUCAAAUCGAGCCUCUUUAUCAUCAAUGACCAGCGCGAAAUCCGAUCAGCCAAUGGUAUACGACCGAAAUUCUAGGAGGAUGGUUCCAAGGCCAAUAAUAGAGAACGCUGAGUAUCAAGUUAGAAACACGGCGGGAAAACAGCCAAGGAAGAAGAAGGGCAGGGGAGCUCAAAGGGAAAGUAGCGAAUUGACGAAAGGGACAGUCGCAAGAAUCAAGGGAACCACGGUCGAUGCCGAUGCAGUUGUGCGCGAUUUACCGAGGCGAGAACAGCCGGUUAUUGAAGGAACACCUACGAUAGAGGAAUCUCGGUUGUUGGAGGAUUCUGAAGUAAAGGCCAUCAUUACUACAUCCAAAGAACCGGCGCAAGUUCACAAGAACUCUGAGAAAGCCCAGCCAUCGCGGUCCGAACGUGCUGCCCAACAGCCAACCACGAGCUCCUCGCCCCGUUCCGUAGGGAGCAAAGCGCCGCUCUUACAAGACGAGCCUAGAGCAGUUGCCAAGCAGACCGAACCUCCAGUCCGUCCAUCCCAGAAAGUCCUCGACGCAUUAGACGCAGUUCCAACACGACAGUACAUCUUUGAGAAGCCUGGAGACUCACUAUCCCCAGCCCAAGGAGGCAGUGAGGUGCUCACACAAUCAUCAACUGAUGGCAACAAUUCGGAGAAGGCUCAACCAGCACCCGAGGUAGCCAAGGAAAAAAGGGCUCUUUUUGUGGAUAAUAAACCGGUUGUUGGCCUUUCUAGGGAAGGGAGUAGUGCGACACGGUCAAAUUCAAAUAGCCCGGCUCGUCAAGCUCAUUUCUCAGCAACUCCUUCCGACAAACUUUCGGUGCGGCAUACACCAUUACCAAGAUCGGCAUCGCCCAUUAAAUCAGCACUCAAACAAACCAGCCCUACGCCUAGAGAAGCAUCGCCGUCGGACAAAAGCUCAGAUGUGUCAGGAUCUCGUGGGGCUUCUCCACACCAACGCGAUGAAAGUGCCAUUAGGAAGAAAUCGGUUCGUGUUAGUUUCGACGAUCGAUCGAUGGCAACAGUAGUCGGAGAGUCUGCGCCCGAAGGAGAUACGGAGUCCACUAGCCCUCCGAGUCCUCAGCAAAACAAGCGGCCAUGGUAUAGUAACAUUGGGCGAAGUAAAAGAAGGGAAAUUCCACUCGACGACGACGAGAUUAUGAAGCCUCGGCCUACCUUACCAAGUUUUGGUAGUAUCAGGGAGAAGAAAGCAAAAGAAAUCGAAGAACGACCCCUCGUACGGCCUUACGAACCUAUCCAUUCGCCCACCACGCCAUCCUCGCCAGAAGUCCAUCCAGCAAGUACAUCCGACACCACUCAGGCACCCGGUGAAGCGUCCUUGGGUGUAUCAAGCGAUCAUGCUUUAGGAUUGAUGCUUGCUCAAGAGCAAACGCAACGAAACGCGCCAAAUAUCUCAAAAUUCAGAGAACCCUUGCCACCGGUUGUGACUUCUGUCGAAGGGAGCGGCUACAUUUCGGACAGUAGUAUUGGAAGCUCUGAUGAUGAUCUUCUUGAUAGUGUCGCAGGCGCCAGUGAUACAGAGGAGGCUCCUAGUACGCAAAUCACCCAACCUGAAGCACAAAAUACCUCGUUAAACAACUCAACUGCCUUUGAAGAGAAAGGACCAAGCGAACCGAGCGCAGGAGUACCAAGUGCCAUUCGUCUCCCACCCCAAGAAAUUCCCGAGAUUGCUGUUAUACAGCCUAGUCCUAGGGUGCCAGAACACGGUACUGCAGCUGCAAACCUACCAGGCCAUCCAGAUUUUGACUUGCCAGGGGGGUUCCCCGAGUCUGAAUCAGACACCACUGGCAAUCCCCAAAACACCACGAGAAAUGUUCAAGGCGAGGAGUUUGCCAACGGUGCUUCUUCUGUGAUAUUUGAACCAAGUGCGACUGUACAUCCCACCCAACCCGUGACAUUACCGCAAACAACGCUCGCCACUACAGCCCCCUCAGAUAUAAAUGUGGACGAAUCUGAUGAUUCCGAUUCAAGUGUGUACAGUGAUGCAUAUGAUUAUCCCCUUGGUGCAGAGGGAGAUGGUUUCUUGUCUUUGAACGCAGUCGUUGAAGAUACUAUUGACGAAAUCUCAUCUCCUCAACAUGGGGAGUCGUCUAAAGGUGCAUCAAAGGAGUCGGACACGAUUGAGGCUCAGGCCGAAAUUGACAAUCAAACUCAGUCUAAGUUAUCCAAUACAUUACCAGAACUACCACGAGAUCAGAAUGACUGGGAGAGAGCAAAGGCAUUUUGGCGUAGCUUGACGGCUGAGAAAAGACUACAGCUUGAACGUGAAGCGAUCGAAGAGGCCGCUACUGAGGGUGACCAAGAAGAAGCUGCUACACCUCCUAUGAGAAAGAAUAGUAACAGGAAGACUAUGCAGCGCCAGAAGGCGGUUCCUGAAACCCAAAGCCGAACCUCACCGCCGUCACAAAAACCCAUAUUGGCCCACCCGGGGAGAGAUCACACCGCCCAGGCGAAUUCAAAUGCGAAUCAUAAGCUUGUCGUCACCUCGCCACCGAGGGAGUCGCGAAUGCGAACCUCUCUACGCAGUGAACAUGCUGGAAAGGCACAGGCCUCGGAUGGAAUGCGCAAGACUAUGAGAUCUCAUACCAAUGCACCGCAUGAUACACCACAUGCUAGCCAGCCUAUCACACGACAGACUGUGCAGCGCGAGAAGCCAACAGCCGUCCUGUCCAAGUCAACCCAGCCCCGUAACGUCAAGGCUACUCAAGCACUACCGACAAGUAAGCCUGGAAGUUUUGUGACUGACGACAAACCCACAUUGCAACGUCGCGGGUCUGAUGCCAGUGACAGCAGCUUCAAACGGAGCCGCGCUUCACACGGCGGGGGGUUCACUUUUCGCAGUUCCAUGCGCCCACAGUCCGUUGGUACAUACCAUGCUGCUACCAAGGGUUCCGGACGAUUCAGUUUGAGAUCGCUUUCCCCGGCUGGUUCUGGAUUCCGACACAGCUCCGGUGCCGUUACUACCGGCGGGCCCCCAACUAGUAUGAUGAGACAUACCUUGCGAUCCAGUAGUGUGUCUAGUCAAGAAAGACUCCUCCCGGCUAUACACUUUCCAUCAUUUGGCAAAUCAACUAAAUCACCUGCGAAGCGCUCUAAGAGAUCCAGCCGCUUCGGUGACUCUAGCGACGAAGAUGAGGGUGGAGCUACUGGUUUCCGCAGUCGUUUUGACGACUCAAGCGAUGAUGAAAGCGUUCGUCCUAGCUCUUCGUACCAGGCCCGUCCGCUUUCGAUGGGGACUCUCCGCCCGUCUACCGCUGGUGGAAAAGACUUUAGAAAAUCUACCCCCGUACCUGAGGUGGACGAAGAAUCUCCAGAGCUGCCCGACAGCGAAGACGAAAUGCCUAGUCCAUUCCAGAGCCCAAGAGCUCGACCCAACGUCAAUCGUGCAGGGCUACCGCGUUCAAAUUCUGAAGCUCUCGGAACCACUACUCUGACGCGGUCACGCUCCGGUCGAGGCGGGUUCAAUACAUCUGUAUCAAUGCCUGCCGUGUCGCAUAAGGAAAGGCGAAGCUCGCUAAUGGGAAUUCUAAGACUUGGCAAGAGGGCAGACCCAGCAAGCAAGAUUCAACGCUCCAGCCUUACGGAGAGCGCCGCUAGGCGUGAUACCAGGCUAGAGCGAAGCAGUGAGCAGUUGAAGGAUAUUCGCGGCGACAAUAUAUCCAGUCCAAGGCUCCAGAAGCGGGCUUCGGUAAAGCGAAACGAAAGUUGGCCGUUGGGCGAACCCUUCGAUGGGAGCAUGAAGCGAUCAAAUUCGGUCGGCGACCUACUCGGCGAAAGCAUCGCGGCGGAUGCCGUCGAGAGACCUACUCUCAAUAAUAGACGUAGCACAAGUCAAGGACUGGUCGCAGGAUACGAUAACGAACAAGGUGACGUGACGGUGGAUGGAUUAGGAAACAAGAAGAAAAAGAAGUUCGGGGCACUGCGCCGAAUGUUCGGGCUAGAUGACUAGGAGAAGUCUGGUGCCGAGCGUAAAAGAAAGCAGCGUAGACUAUUGGUGAAAAGGGGCCCUGGCACCAGAUAGCUGUAGGGCGGCUGCUACCAUUACAAAUCGCAACAUUCUCUUUUUCUUUGUUUACUGGGGUGAUGGGAGUUAUUGGGA